This is a messenger RNA of Pipistrellus kuhlii (Kuhl's pipistrelle), 1504 nucleotides long. RefSeq names its product leukocyte immunoglobulin-like receptor subfamily A member 1. The transcript has 3 exons. The record is from RefSeq and is a predicted model, not a curated record. Gene Ontology annotation, biological process: cytokine-mediated signaling pathway. The coding region runs from base 269 to 889 and encodes 206 amino acids. Gene Ontology annotation, molecular function: inhibitory MHC class I receptor activity. Lineage: Eukaryota; Metazoa; Chordata; Mammalia; Chiroptera; Vespertilionidae.
GAGGCUCUGACAGGAAAGGAAGUGCCUUAGGCCACCUCACCUACAAGGGGUGGCUCAGAAGGCUUCUGGUCUGCUUCCUGGUUGGUCAUGGAAACCACAGCCAGGCUGCCAGGAAGACCUUGUUCCCCUUACUUGGGGCUGUUGACGUGGCCACUGUGACAAACACGAGACCAGCAGGGCCAGCCUCCCGGUGGCCCCACCCUGUGCGCCUGUAUUGAAAGCACCAUGGGCUCCAUCUGCACACUCAGGACCAGAUUGGGAAGACACCAUGACCCGCAUGCUCAGGGCCCUGCUCUGCCUCGGGCUGAGUGUGGGCCUCAGGACCCCAGUGCAGGCAGGAUUCUACAGCAAACCCAGCCUCUCAGCCCUGCCCAGCCCUGUCGUGACCUCAGGAGAGAACGUGACCCUCCAGUGUGGCUCAUGGCAGGGAUUUGGCAGGUUCCUUCUGACUAAGGAAGGAGAUCAAAGGUUCUCCUGGGCCCUGGUCUCACAGCGACAGCCCAGUGGGCAGUCCCAGGCCCUGUUCCUUGUGGGACCUGUGACCUCCAGCCACAGGGGGAUGUUCAGAUGCUAUGGCUAUUACAGGAACAGCCCCAUGGUGUGGUCACUCCCCAGUGAUUCCCUGGAGCUCCAGGUCUCUGGUGAGCAGCUCUGUCCUGUCUUCUCUGGGCCCCCAGGUCAUCUCUGUCUCUGUCCCCAGCAAUGUCUGAGAUGUGAUGGCAGUAGUGGGAGGACUGCGUGGUUCCACAGAGGAGGGUCAUCCGUGAAAGCGUGGACACUGAUGGGGACCUCCCUCCUCUGGGACAGCCUUGCCCUUCAGUUUCAGCCAGGCCUGAGGAAGGGAGGAGGUGGCACUACUCCAGUUCAGCUAAGAGGAAGUGAGAUUUGACUGAAGUGACCAGACAGAGGCUCCGCCCCCCGACUUCUGGUGGCUCCGCCUCAGACCAAAGCAUCACUGCUCACAGAGGGACAUCCCACAGGCAGGACCCCCAAAAAUGGGGCUGAGUGUGUGUGGGCUCAGCUCUCCGGGGAGGUGAAGUCUGAGAACUUUUCCCUCGGAACCGGGGGGCUGCCUGCCAUGACCUGCAGGGGCGCUUUCAUUCCUGACUUCCUGGGGCACCUGACACCUGGCUUGUCCUAGACGUACUCCAGGUCAGCCCUGUCUGUGCCUGUCCUGCUGCUCCCAGUCACUGCAACCUUGUAGGGACUGAAAAGCUGAGGGAGACAGGGGGAAGGUGCACUGAGUAUCCACCAGGCCUGGGGCUCAGCUCAGCAAGAGGGGCCACACAAUGUUAUGGAGACACCAAAGAUUUGGAAACUCCCACUUAGCAUGUCAGCUCCUCCUGGUUCCACACAGAAUCUGUGGGGUUUUUCCACCAAAAGCCAUAGUUCACCUGGUGUCCAGUCUCUAAGCAGAAUGGAGAGUCUGUGGGCUGGGAGAUGGAGCGGGGGCAGCAUUUGGUGCCCAGGCCUGGCUUGUAGCACAAGCACAAUGGCUGGGCCA